ACGAACAGAACAGAAACGAAUACCAUACCACGAACAGAAGAAAUACGAGCCAGAACUGAGAACGAACCGUACAGAAACGAAAGAAACCGAAGAGCAGGAGCGAAGCCAAGACGAGGACUUUGCCAGGAGUCGAGAGUCGAGCGAAAGAGACGAAACUUGCAAGAGAGUGAGGAUCGGAUCGGAACAGAUCGGAUUGGAUCAGAGGAGGAUCAAAUGUCGCGAGUGUUCGAUAAAACCAAGAAAGUGUUUCAAAAGCAGUGACAUUCAAUCGAUUGAUCGAUUCGAAACCUGAUUUUUUUUUUUAGUCAACCGAUAGAUAGAGUGUGUCUGUGGUGUCUGUAGCUCUGUAUCUGUGUCUGUGCCCCAUGGGCCAGGGGCCAGGUUCUUGGCGGCACAAACUGUCCAACCAGCAAAUCUGAUCCGAAAGAGACAGAGUCAGAAACAGAGACAGAGGAGGAAAGAAAGGGAAAGAGACAGCUUUGAAUUGAUUCAAUUUCAAUUUCAAUUACGAUUUCCAUCGAGUGUCAAUUACAACCACACCAUAACAAAAAAAAAAAAAAAUACACAGAGAGAAACGGAGAGAGCGACAACGGGGAAUCAUGCAUUCAAUAAUAUUCAUGUGGCUGCUCCUCCUGCCCUUGGUCGCACGGGGCACGCGCCUCCCCCUCGAGGUGUACGAACUGACGCCGACCACGGCCACGGGGGCAGCGGCGCACAAGAGCCUGGAGUACACCAUUUACGAUGCCAAAGAUGUUGCAACAAAAGCAAUACUCUCCACCAGCAGCAGCAGCAGCAGCAGCAGCAGCAGUAGCAGCACGCCCAAGCCUGCCACAGAGCCACUAACUGUAGUGAGCAUCUCAGCAGCACCGCCAGACCUUCAGCAGAAGGAAAAACAGCAGCAAAAGCAGCAACAGCAACAACAGCAGCAGGACUUGGCCGAGUCCCGACGGAAGGCACGUCAAAUGUUGCAGAAACAGCAGCAGCAACAUCGUUUGGCCAACAGCAAACACGGCCACAAGGAGAAGGACCUGCGCAUACUCUACCAAGUGGGGGACUCUGAGGAUGAUCUGCCCGUUUGUGCACCGAAUGCCGUCUGCUCCAAGAUCGAUCUGUACGAGACCCCGUGGAUCGAGCGCCAGUGCCGCUGCCCGGAGUCGAAUCGCCUGCCCAACAAUGUAAUCCUGCACAGCCAUCACAGCCACCAGGUGGGUGGCUCCGGCUCCGGCUCCGGCUCCGGUGGCUCCGCCAUGGAUGGCGGCUCCAAGUACAGGAGCUACUACGACAUGGAGAUGCUCCAGCUGAAGCGAAUGCUCAUGGGCAAGUUCCAGGACAAGAAGUUCGAGAGCAUGCACAUGAAGAAGCUCAUGCAGAAGCUGGGGGCCGUCUACGAGAAUGAUCUGGAUCUGGAUCACAUCGAUCAGUCGCCGGACUACAACGAUGCCCUGCCCUCGUCCCCCUACGCAGAAGUGGAGGACAACGAGUACCCCCCACGAGUAUCCGCUCACAUGCGGCACUCGGGGCAUCGGGGCUUGAAGGAGGCGGCCCCCACCAGCUACAUUGGCGGCUGUCCCAGCAGCCUGGGCGUCGAGGAUGGCCACACCAUAGCGGACAAGACGCGCCACUACAAGAUGUGCCAGCCAGUCCACAAAUUGCCCGUGUGCAAACACUUUCGGGACUACACUUGGACACUGACCACGGCAGCGGAGGCGAAUGUCACCGAGCAGGUGGUCCACUGUCGGUGUCCCAGGAACUCGGUGACGUACCUCACGAAGAGGGAACCCAUAGGCGAUGGCAGUCCCGGCUAUCGCUAUCUCUUUGCCUGCUCUCCUCUGACGCGCCUUCGAUGCCAGAGGAAGCAGCCCUGCAAGCUCUUCACGGUGCGGAAGCGGCAGGAGUUCCUCGACGAAGUGAACAUCAACUCGCUCUGCCAGUGCCCCAAGGGACACCGCUGCCCCAGCCACCAUACGCAGUCGGGGGUCAUAGCCGGAGAGAGUUUCCUGGAGGACAACAUACAGACAUAUUCGGGGUAUUGCAUGGCCAACGAUUGAGGAGCCCAGCCCAGGAAUUCCCUGCCCCAAGGAUCGAUGGAAUCAUUCCACACCCACAGCCACACACACACACACCCCAACACACAGACACACACACACAAAACCAUUGUAAAGGAAGAAGCCAGGAGUAGCAGCUACUAUAUAUAGAUACCAUACCGACUGAGCCAAUUGAGUCUCGCCAAAAUACCAACUAAAAUGAAAGAAAAUGAAAGAAAAACUUAAAACUAAAAAUUCAAUUACAAAAGAUAUUCGCGAAUGUGUAAAGUUCUUUGUGGAAGGACGAAAGGAAGGACGGAAACGAAAGGAAGGAAGCGUAGCGUGUGUUUUUUUUUUUCGUAUGAUAUAAAUAUUUAAUUAGUUUUAAGAGUCGAAAAGUUUGUUAUACAAAUAAUUUGUAAUGAAUAUUUAUGGACGGAAAAAGGAAGAAAGAACCAGAAGAGGGUCGGGCGGGUCGGUUCGGGUCGGGUCGCACCGCACCCUCCUCGUAUGUAUAUGUAAAAUAGCAACAAACUAUACUCGUAAUUAUCCCGCAUCGCAUCGUAUCGCAUCGCAUAAAUUGUAUAUACUUUAUAUAUAUAUGAAAAUGUAUAACUAAAGCACAGUUUCCGAUAUAAUUUAAAUUUCAAAGAGCAACAGAGCAAAGGAGCAGAAAGAGCAAGGGAGACCGGAAAUGUGGAUGUGGGUGUGUGCCAAAAGAGUAGGGGUUUGUAUCUUAGGGAUACAUGUCCAUUCCAUUGCAUAAUUCAUAGACAGUUUGAAACUGUGGCAACUCUGGCAGCUGAGAGUUCAAUUUUUGUGUGCGAAAAUAUGAAAUUAAUUUAGAAAUUGCACAAAGGCUUCUACUAUGCUAUCAUCCCUUCUUUAAAGAAAAACCAUGUAAUCAAUUUUUUUUUUAUAUAUGUAUAUCUGUAUGCACAUCGUAUAUUGACGCCUCUCCUCGUCCCCUCUGAUCCACACUUUUUCUAUAUAAUUUGUAAAGAUUUAUUUGUAUCAAGAAAAACAAAAAAAAAACGAGCAACGAAAAAUGUGCGAGAUUUGUGUUUGAAAUGUUGUAAA
Drosophila persimilis is the source of this 3104-nucleotide messenger RNA. RefSeq names its product protein giant-lens (gene aos). The transcript has 4 exons. The record is from RefSeq and is a predicted model, not a curated record. NCBI's taxonomy places the organism in Eukaryota, Metazoa, Arthropoda, Insecta, Diptera, Drosophilidae. The coding region runs from base 600 to 2048 and encodes 482 amino acids.